Messenger RNA from Sphaerulina musiva SO2202, 5745 nucleotides. RefSeq names its product phospholipid-transporting ATPase. Gene Ontology annotation, cellular component: plasma membrane. Gene Ontology annotation, biological process: intracellular protein transport; post-Golgi vesicle-mediated transport; phospholipid translocation. Lineage: Eukaryota; Fungi; Ascomycota; Dothideomycetes; Mycosphaerellales; Mycosphaerellaceae. Gene Ontology annotation, molecular function: magnesium ion binding; ATP hydrolysis activity; ATP binding. The transcript has 3 exons. The record is from RefSeq and is a predicted model, not a curated record. The coding region runs from base 358 to 4413 and encodes 1351 amino acids.
UGCAUUCGCCCGCAGUCGAGAGCUCCACCAAACAGUUUCAUCGAGCAGUGUGUCUGCAUCUUUGAACCUUGCCGCUCGCUCGCUCGCUCUCUCGUUCUCUUCCCUGCCGUACGCGAAACGACCUUACUGUUCUCCCAUCAGCCUUGGACGCCCCGGACGACCCUGAACCCCAGCCUGUUGCAUAAGCGCAUCCCCAGCAUCGCAAAGCAUACAUUGCAACCCACGCGCACCGAUCCGAUUCGAAUUCCUGCUGGACAGGUUGUUGAGGAAGAGAGUAGGGGAUUCUGAUGGUGGAGCUGUAGCGUGCGCGAACUCGACCUCUGGGGCGCCAGCAGCAAGCCUCGAGGUCGCCUGACAAUGGCAGGCAGCGGCCAGCGCAAAGACGACGAUGCCGACCUACUGGGCUUGGGUGACGGCGAUAACCCUGAUGGCCCAUAUUACAACAGCGGUCAGCGUCCGCCCGUGACCGACGAGCGCAUAUUACACGACUACGACCUGCACGGCCGCAUCAGCACAUCCCACGAUGACUUUGUCGGCACCAGAGCGAAUCCGCCCUCCUCGUCGAACAAUGUGCCCGGGGGAUCACCAUACGGUCACCCUUCUGGCCUAGAUCCUCCUCCGACCUUGGGUCAGCAAGGACGGCAGAUGUCGCAGACUUCGGCCUUGAACAACUACCAGAGAUACUCGGACGCUGAUGACCAUUUCUCGGACUCGGCCUCGGUACAGGGAGGCUACUAUGCAGCAGGUGGUGGUAUCGACGAGGAUGCAAUACCUAUACAGCACGGUAAGGGCAAACACCGGAAUCGCAACAGCAUUAUGAGCUUGGGGGGAGGCAUUAUGGGAAGGGUGAAGAACACAUUCGGCAUGGGACCAGGGUACAGCGAGAUGGAUUUGCCAUUGACGGAGCAGAGAGCGAGGGGAGAUACGACGAGCACUGCUGGACCACCUGCAGAGCGUACGACACCCGGUUCGAAGUUCAAAUUCGGCUUGCCUGGCUUCACUAAGAAGGUCGACCCGUCCACCUUGGGACCCCGGAUCAUUCACCUCAAUAACCCACCUGCGAAUGCCACGAACAAAUGGGUCGAUAAUCACGUCUCGACAACAAAAUACAACGCCGUCACUUUCGUGCCGAAGUUCUUGUUUGAACAGUUCAGCAAGUAUGCCAACUUGUUUUUCUUGUUCACAGCCAUUCUCCAACAAAUCCCAAACAUCAGUCCGACAAAUCGCUGGACCACGAUAGUGCCGCUCGGCAUCGUCUUGUUGGUGUCUGCCAUCAAGGAGGCCGUCGAGGACAACAGGCGUCGUUCACAGGAUCGAGAAUUGAAUAAAAGUCCUGCGCGCGUGCUGCGAGGAACGACCUUCCAAGAUGUGCGAUGGAUUGACAUCAAGGUGGGCGAUAUCGUCCGUGUUCACUCGGAGGAGCCUUUCCCCGCCGACAUCGUUUUGCUCGCUUCGUCCGAGCCUGAAGCUCUCUGCUAUAUCGAAACUGCCAACCUCGAUGGAGAGACCAAUCUCAAGAUCAAGCAAGGUAUUCCUGAGACGGCCAAUUUCGUGUCUGCUGCAGAGCUCGCUCGACUAGGAGGUCGCGUGCGAAGCGAACAGCCGAACAGCAGUCUGUAUACCUACGAGGCGACGUUGACAGUCCAGGCUGGAGGGGGCGAGAAAGAGCUGCCUCUCCAGCCAGAUCAGUUGCUGCUUCGAGGCGCAACCCUCAGAAACACGCCUUGGAUUCAAGGUGUCGUGGUGUUUACCGGCCAUGAGACGAAGCUCAUGCGGAAUGCCACAGCUACACCAAUCAAGCGGACCAACGUUGAGCACAGAGUCAAUACCCAGAUUCUCAUGCUCGGAGGAGUCUUGAUCAUUCUUUCGGUGAUAUCGUCCGUAGGCGACAUUGCCAUACGGCAGACGAUUGGCAAACGACUCUGGUUUUUGCAAUAUGGUGAUACGAAUCCAGCACAGCAAUUCUUCAGUGACAUUUUCACAUACUGGAUUCUGUACUCCAACUUGGUCCCCAUCUCGCUCUUCGUGACUGUCGAGAUUAUCAAGUACUAUCAAGCUUUCUUGAUCAGCAGCGACUUGGACAUCUACUACCCGUUCAAUGAUACUCCAGCGAACUGCCGAACAAGCUCAUUGGUAGAGGAACUUGGCCAGGUGGAGUACAUCUUCUCCGAUAAAACGGGCACGCUGACCUGCAAUAUGAUGGAGUUCAGACAAGCCAGUAUUGGAGGAAUACAGUAUGCUGGCGAGGUGCCCGAGGAUCGGAGAGUGGUUGAAGGUGAAGAAGGCGGCAACGGGAUCUACGACUUCAAGGCACUGGAACAGCACCGCAGAAGUGGCGAGCUGGGUGAAGUCAUCCACCAGUUUCUGAGCCUUCUAUCCACCUGUCACACCGUUAUUCCCGAGGUGAAGGCGGAGAAGCCCGGAGAGAUCAAAUACCAGGCGGCGUCACCCGACGAAGGCGCUCUCGUAGAGGGAGCCGUGGAACUUGGCUACAAGUUCAUCGCGCGAAAGCCGAAGCUGGUGACCAUUGAGCUUGGCGGCCAGCAGUACGACUACGAGCUGCUUGCGGUGUGCGAAUUCAACUCGACCCGGAAACGGAUGAGCUGUAUCUACAGAUGCCCUGAUGGUAAAAUCCGGUGCUACACUAAAGGGGCUGAUACGGUCAUUCUCGAACGCCUGGGACAGCGAGAUGAGAUGGUGGAGCGGACGCUUCUUCAUCUCGAAGAGUAUGCCGCUGAAGGUCUCCGAACGCUAUGCUUGGCGAUGCGCGAGGUUCCUGAGUCAGAGUUCCACGAGUGGUGGGAAGUCUACAAUACCGCGCAAACCACCGUCAGUGGCAAUCGUGCAGAGGAACUUGACAAGGCUGCGGAGAUUAUCGAACACGACUUCACGCUUUUGGGAGCAACCGCUAUCGAGGACAAGCUGCAGGACGGCGUACCCGAUACGAUUCAUACCCUGCAAACGGCCGGUAUCAAAGUGUGGGUGUUGACUGGCGACCGACAGGAGACAGCCAUCAACAUUGGCAUGUCAUGUAAGCUCAUCAGCGAAGACAUGACACUCCUGAUCAUCAACGAAGAGAGCGCGAAUGAUGUCAGGAACAACAUACAGAAGAAGCUGGACGCUAUCAAUUCGCAGCGCGCUGGAGGGGUCGAGCUGGAAACACUAGCCCUCGUCAUUGACGGCAAGUCUCUCACCUACGCGCUGGAAAAGGAUAUGGAGAAGCUCUUCCUCGAUCUCGCUGUCAUGUGCAAGGCCGUCAUCUGUUGUCGAGUGUCACCUCUGCAAAAGGCGUUGGUCGUGAAGCUGGUGAAGCGUCACCUGAAGGCCAUCCUCCUCGCCAUUGGCGACGGCGCCAACGAUGUCUCCAUGAUUCAAGCCGCGCAUAUCGGCGUGGGUAUCUCUGGAAUGGAAGGUCUUCAAGCCGCACGAUCUGCCGAUGUGUCGAUUGCCCAGUUCCGUUUCCUCCGCAAACUGCUACUAGUGCACGGUGCAUGGUCAUACCAGCGCAUCAGCAAAGUGAUUCUGUACUUCUACUACAAGAACACCGCACUCUUCAUCACGCAGUUCUGGUACUCCUUCCAGAACGCCUUCUCUGGCCAAGUCAUUUACGAGUCCUGGACGCUCUCGUUCUUCAACGUGAUCUUCACCGCUCUGCCACCUUUCGUUCUCGGCAUCUUUGACCAAUUUGUCAAUGCCCGAAUGCUCGAUCGAUAUCCUCAGCUCUAUCAGAUCACGCAAAAAGGCAUGUUUUUCCGAACGCACAACUUUUGGUCAUGGGUCGGCAAUGGCUUCUACCAUUCGGUCAUCCUCUACUUUGCCAGCCAAGCAAUCUACUGGCGCGAUGGAGUCCUUUCCGACGGAAAAAUCGCAGGACAUUGGGUAUGGGGAACAGCACUAUACACCGCCGGACUCGUCACCGUUCUCGGCAAGGCAGCGCUCAUCACCAAUAUGUGGACCAAAUACACUGUCCUCGCCAUACCCGGAUCUCUCGCCAUUUGGUUCAUUUUCUUGCCCGUCUACGCCACCGUCGCACCCAAGUUGGGAUUUUCCACGGAGUACAUCAACGUGCUUCCGGUCCUCCUGACCGAUCCUGAUUUCUGGCUGAUGUCGAUAGUGAUUUUGCCUGCCUUGUGUCUCAUUCGAGACUUUGCGUGGAAAUAUGCCAAGAGAAUGUAUUAUCCUCAGGCGUACCACCAUGUGCAAGAGAUUCAGAAGUACAACAUUCAGGAUUACAGGCCGAGAAUGGAACAAUUCCAAAAAGCCAUACGAAAAGUUCGACAAGUGCAACGCAUGCGAAAACAGCGUGGAUAUGCAUUCUCCCAGACGGAUGAGUCGCAAGCGCGAGUAUUGCAGGCGUAUGAUACGACGAGGGAGCGAGGGCGAUAUGGUGAAAUGGCGAGUGGGAGGAAGUAGUGGCCUGCUCAGAAAGGUACAGCGUGUCAGCGUUUGUUGCAGCAUGGCGCUGGAGUUUCGGGAGAUGUGAUAUAUUCACUGGAGCUACGGCAACGGUGGCGAAAGGACAGACAGCUUCUCGUGUGCUCACUUUUGGUGGGCAUGGGAAACUUCCCAAGCAUGUGUAUACUGCGAUGCGAUUUCAGAAGAGACAUGGACGGGAGCAGGCCAGGGCUCAUACCUUACGAUAGCACCCAUCACAGGUUUUGUCAUCGCUCUCUUCCACGGCGGAAACCUCACUCUUCCGUCUCGAUAUAGAGACUCUUUUCCACCUCCCAUCCGCGCCCUUUACGAGUUCUGAUCGGCCCAAUCAAGAGAAGUCGAGCCAAAUACUAGUGCCUUCAAAAAGAAAGAGACUCUUAAAUUUUCAAAAAGCGACCUCAAACAUUUCCCGAAUUUCCGCAGGAGAACCAAUCAACGAACCCACAAUCUUGACCUUUUUCAUAAUCAACGCCAUAGCCACAAACGGCGGCAACACAUCAUCCGGCGCUCCCACUUGCACAAACGUGCCUCCCACAUCCAACAAAUUCAAAUAUUCCCCAAAGGGCAUCUUCGGCGAAGACACGGUACAAAUGAUAACAUCCAAAGAAUUCGCAGCUUUCUGCGACCAUUCUUCAUCCGUAUCCGUCGCAAUCAGUUCAUCCGCACCCAUCUGCAAUGCAUCAGAUUUUUUCCCAUCAUUUCUCGAAAUCGCCACUACUCUUUCCGCUCCCAAGGCUUUGGCAAACAUAAUCGCCAUAUGUCCCAACCCUCCAAUACCAAUCACUCCCACCCUCUUUCCCGGCCCAACACCAUUUUGUUUGAGAGGUGAAUACACCGUCACACCUCCACACAACAUCGGCGCAGCCUCUUCCGAAGGAAUUUCCUCCGGGAUACGAAACACAAAAUGUCCUGCGCCUCGCCAAUAUUUCGCAUAACCUCCUUGGGCGGUAGCCCCGCUCGGCCAGGUUCCGUUGUACGUCAUGACGAAGUUGUUUUUGCAGAAUUGUUCUUCGGAAUUUGUGCAUUGCGCACAGUCGGGUCGGAGACAGGAUCCUGCUUGUGCUCCUACCCCGACGCGGUCUCCUACGCGGAUUGCUGAGGCUCCUUCUCCGGAUUGGGAGACGGCGCUGCCGACGCGGAUGGCUUUGCCGACGAUUUCGUGGCCGACUACGAUGGGGUAGGAGGUUGGUCCCCAGCCGGAUCCUAUUUUGAAGAAGAAAAAAAAAGAAUGAAUGGUUAGAGUGGGGUUGUUGAUUGAUAUUGAGGAAGGAUGGAAGGAAAGAGAACUUACGAAGAACAUGCAUAUCCGAU